This is a messenger RNA of Oikopleura dioica, 984 nucleotides long. NCBI's taxonomy places the organism in Eukaryota, Metazoa, Chordata, Appendicularia, Copelata, Oikopleuridae. The record is from the annotation of a GenBank genome assembly.
AUGGCAGAGGGAUCGCUCGAAAAGGGAUGGAUGCUUGACCCGGAUGGACGGUUUCAGAGUCGAAUUGACGAGCAAGCAGAGCUCAUUUGUAUCCUCAAGAAACGCACUGACACUCUCAUUCUUGAAGCUGAAGACUACAAGGCCCAAAUCCGCAAGCUCGAAAAAACUCAAGAUCAACUCAAGUCGCAAAUCGAAAAUGAAAAGACCCAAAGCCGAAUGAUCGAGCAGCGUUUCGACGAUUUAGCAGACAAUCACCAGGAACUCAUAAAAUACAAAGACAUGUACAAAUCUUCCGCAGCUGAGCUUCAAGAAGAAAAUGUUCGACUUCGGCUUGAAAACAGCUCUUUGAUCAAUCCUCAAAUCGAAGCGAAAAACAAGGAGAUCAAGAACUGGCAAGACAAGACAAACUCACUUCUCGAACGUCUUGAAAAAUUAGAGAAAACGAACACUGAACUUUCUGAUGAAAAGUCUUUACUCGAAGAUAAAACGCUCAAGCAAUCAACGACGAUUUCUGAUCUCCAGGAGCGAUUAAGAAUUUCUGAAGAGCGAAAUGAUGAGCUUGAGUCUUCAAAAACAAGAGAGCUCGAAAAGGCAGAGAAGCUGCACAAUUUGGAACUUCAUUCUUUACGACAGGAGAAUAAAAACUACAUGGACAUGGCAUUUGAACGAGGAAAAGCAGUUCAAAGCAAAGAAAAUUUAAUCGCCUCGCUUCAAGCAGAGCUGAACGAGAAAAACAAGAAGCUAGAAUCAAUCGAUUCGGAAUGGGCAAAUGCGAAGGGGAAGCUAACCAAAGAUGCAACUGUCAUAAGACUGAUGCAGGAAAACGAAGAGUUCCGAGAAACGUACAACAUGUUGCGCCUCGAGUACGAAGCCUUCAAAGAACACACUUCAAGUCUCAUAAACCGGGAAAAGUCGCUCAAUCGUCGACUAACAGCCUAUUCCCCGAUGCCCCCGUCCGAUCCUCCGAGCAAAUCCGAAUCCUGA